CAUUUAACAUAACAAACAGACGGGACUUUUCUGUGUCUUAGGAACGAUUGCUGUUUUCUGUAUAUUUUGGCUAGUAACAAUGUUGUUUCCAGUUAGUACAAUGACUGUGACUGCUGGAAUUGUCAUUAUUAACGCUUUUUUAUUCGGAAAUGUUUAUUCAAGUAAAUGCAAUGCUUUUGAAAUAAGCAAGAACAAUCUUAAUAAAGCCUUAGUCGGUCAUUCCGUGCUAGAAGUUAAUGAUAUAAACCAUAACGAUUGUGCGCGAACAUGUAUGUCCAUGUCCGUUUGCAAAUCUAUUGACUUUGACAGAAACGAGCACGUGUGUAAAUUAAACGAUGUUGAUCAGUCGUCUGUUGUUGUAUCGGAGUUUGAAACAAAAGGAGGUUCUAUUUUCUCUGAUAUCAGCGAAUGGCCUAGCGCAAUGGUUGGAAGUUGUAGCUCAAGGCCAUGUAAAGCGAACCAAAGGUGUUUUCAAAAAGAUGCUUCACAUGUUUGCAAAGACUUAACUUGUGCUUUUGAUCAAAGAAUUGAAAACGGUAAAGUACAGAUUAGUUCGCCUGGCGAAAACAAGUUCCUUGACGUAGCUCUAGUAAAAUGUGACAAAGGAUAUGUUCCUAUUCAACAAGAGGUGAAAUGUGAGGCUUCAGGAAAAUGGCAGCUUGCAACGUGUUAUAAAUUAACAAAUGAUUGUAGAGAAAUCCUUUAUACGUUUCCUGAGGCGAAAAGUGGAAAAUAUAAGAUAAAACUUUGGAAAUCUGGGAAGAUUCUGACUGUGAAUUGUGACAUGGAAACCGAUGGCGGUGGUUGGACGAUAUUUCACAGGCGAAUGGACGGGUCAGUGGAAUUUUAUCGCAACUUUACAGAAUAUGAAAAUGGAUUUGGGAACGUUGAGGGAGAGUUGUGGCUAGGUUUAAAGUAUAUAAAAGAACUAGCUGAACAUAGUUCUACAGAGAUUCGUAUUGACAUGACAAGAAAUGAUAGUACAACAGGACAUGAAGCUUGUCCAGACUUUAUGUUAACAGAAGGAACAAAUUACACACUAACCAUUGGGCCAUGCACACGUUCUGGAAUGAGAGAUGCAAGAUAUGUCUUUGCUUAUAAUAAUCAAAUGCCAUUUUCAACUUACGACCGUGAUCUUGACGUCGAGAUAGAUUGUCCCGUGGAUGGACAUGGGGCCUGGUGGUAUAAAAAUUGUAAUAAUGUCAAUCUUAAUGGAUUAUACCUGACGCCAGGCAAGUAUGACACCAAGCCUUAUUGUGGACACUGGCAUUAUGGGUUUAAUAGAUAUUGGUUAUUGAAAAAGUCAUCAAUGAUGAUUAGAAGAAAAUAAGAUAAGUAAUCAAAAGAAGAUUUCAUAAAUUCAGAGAAUUAAAGGAUCGUACUCAAAAGAACAUUUUAUAAUUAUAAGUUUUAUUUAUGUAUCAGACAUGGUUUAAUAAAAAGUUUUAUUUACGCUUGACGUAUGCUGUAGAACAUUUACAUUUUCAGUCAUUUUCACUUACCAGAUUGGUGUAUCACAGAAGCAUAUUAUCACGUGACAGCAUAUUUUCACGUUUAAACAUUAAAUCACGUCACUGAAUAUAACAUGUUACAUCAUAAAAAAGUGACAUCAUAUAAUCAGUUGAAAUAUUAUCCUUAUCAGACAAUAUUUAAUCCUUUUUCAGCAAGUAAUCACGUUACAAAACCAAAUGAAAAAAAAAAAACAUAUAUAUUUUUAUAUCCAACUUUUUGUGUUUAAAAUGUAUUUUGUUUUGUUAUAAUUUUUUAUAAUCAAAAUUAUUUUCAAUGAAAAGCUGGAGGCAUUGUCAUAUUUUAUAUUCAACACAAUUUUCUUUGUGUUUUAUACAAUAAAUGUGUUGUAUUAAUAAGCAAAAAAAAUAAGUUAAUGUACGAGUGAAGAAAUUUAAAAAAGACUUGCAUAAUACGGUUACUUUUAGUUAUAUAAAACAAUGAAAAUACAACCAGGAUCAUUUGAUCCUGACCCUGAUCUUAUCUUUGUGAACAAGAGGCCUGACCAAAAGGUGCUAGGCCAAAACAGUUACUAGUAUACACGCAUUCUCUUAGUCUACAGUCCAUUAAAAUAGUGUCGAAGUCAGACAAGAUGCUAAGUAGCUGGAGGGACUCCAAAUGGAUAAGACGCUGUCAUCUGAUAGUAUCCGUUACUGCUACGCCCUACGCCCCCU
This is a messenger RNA of Ruditapes philippinarum (Manila clam), 2183 nucleotides long. RefSeq names its product microfibril-associated glycoprotein 4-like. Lineage: Eukaryota; Metazoa; Mollusca; Bivalvia; Venerida; Veneridae. The transcript is spliced from 7 exons. The record is from RefSeq and is a predicted model, not a curated record. Bases 80 to 1330 code for a protein of 416 amino acids.